AUGGCAAUGGACAACCAGAGUACUACACUCUCCAUCGUAGAGGCUUCAAUCGCAUCCCUUGCAUCUGCACUUUCUCAAGGUCAUAUCAACAGCGUUGAACUGACCGCCAAGCACUUGCUGAGAAUCGCCAAGUAUGAUCGCCGAACCACUCAGCUCAAUGCUAUCCCAGUCAUCAAUCAAGAUGUGUUUGAUGCUGCUCAAGCAUCGGAUCACCGUCGCUCCAUUGGCAAGACACUGGGCUUGCUGGAUGGAAUUCCUUGCACGAUCAAGGAUUCUUACAAGAUCCGAGGUAUGACGGUAGCUGCUGGGUCUCCCGCUUUCAAGGACCUCAUCGCAAAUGAAGAUGCGUUCACUGUUGGGAAGCUGAGAGACGCUGGCGCUGUGUUCUUGGGUCGUACCAACAUGCCCCCAAUGGCUGCAGGUGGUAUGCAGCGAGGCGUUUAUGGCCGUGCUGAGUCGCCCUACAAUGAAGCCUAUCUCACGGCUGCUUUCGCUUCGGGAUCAUCCAAUGGAUCCGCCACAGCGACCGCAGCAAGCUUUGGUGUCUUUGGUAUGGGAGAGGAAACCAUCUCAUCUGGCCGUUCACCUGCUUCCAAUAAUGGUUUGGUGGCAUACACUCCCUCCAGGGGACUCAUAUCAAUCAGAGGCAACUGGCCUCUUUUCCCCACCUGCGACACUGUAGUUCCUCAUACGAGAACUAUGGAAGACAUGUUUGCGCUUUUGGAUGUAAUUGUUGCAGCAGACGACAAGACAAGCUGCGACUUUUGGCGAGAGCAGCCUUUUGUUAAGCUCCCAGACGUCGAUUCUGUGCGACCAAAGACGUUUUUUGAUCUCUCUGAUCCCAAUGCUCUCAAAGGCAAAAAGAUCGGUGUUCCAAAGAUGUACAUCGGUGGCGCGGACUCUGACCCGGAUGCACGAAAGGUUCAUACCCGCGACAGUGUUAUCGACCUUUGGAAACAAGCCAGGACCAUACUUGAAGGCCUUGGCGCCACAGUUGUUGAGACUGACUUUCCACUCGUCACUGAAUUCGAGAAACCUCUCAGUGGUGAGAGCAAAACGGAAACACCACCUCAUCGCAAUGAGAUUGAUAUGUGCCAAUUGAUGGCCUAUUCUUGGGACGACUUCCUGGCAGCAAAUCAAGACUCCAAAGUGGCAUCGUCUCUUGCACAAGUCGAAUCAUCCACUAUAUUCCCCCAUCCUCCUGGAUGCCUACCAGAUAGAUACGAUGCCAACGAUCCUCUUGUUCGACAUACGGCUGUUGUUGCCCACGUCACCAAUGGCCGUGUCCCGACUUACGAGAUUCCAAACCUUGGGACGGUACUUCACAACCUUGAGUUGAAGCGCAAGUCAGAAUUUGAGGAUUGGCUUGAUACCCUAGGCCUAGACAUGGUUGUAUGGCCUUGUAAUGCCGAUGUGGGCAAGGCUGAUGCGGAUGUUGACGAAGAGUCUGCAAAGCAUGCAUGGCUCAAUGGUGUUCUGUAUUCGAAUGGAAACUGCGCAAUUCGCCAGUUUGGUAUUCCGACUGUCAGUGUGCCAAUGGGAGUCAUGGCUGAUUCGAGAAUGCCUGUCAAUCUCACUUUCGCAUCCAAGGCCUAUGAUGACAAGAACUUGUUUCGAUAUGCCUAUGCCUUUGAAAAGGGCAGCUUACUUCGUCAGAAACCAUCGAGAACCCCACAGUUGGCAACAGACUCUAUUGUAUGCAGCCAUGGGAGUAGUACUAUCGAAUCGACGCCACCUCAGCUCACUAUGGAUGCCACAGCGUCAAUUGUAGAUGGAGAAAGGCAAUUGGCAAUUUUCGGUACAGUUGAUGAGGACGAAUUGUGCGAGUUGCAUGUUUAUGUUGAUGGGGAGGAGUUAGAAGACGCCAAGGUUACCAACGGGAAAUGGGAGGUACAUGUGAAGAUGAAGGAAGCACAGAGGUCUCGACCAGAAGGAAUCAGCGUCCCUGAUUUCAGUAAGUCAAUGGUCCUUGCUUUAGUUAAAGGGAAGAAUGGCAGGUCUAGUGCUAGCAUGAUAUUUAUUUAG
Fusarium oxysporum Fo47 is the source of this 2025-nucleotide messenger RNA. Its product is annotated as amidase signature domain-containing protein. The transcript is spliced from 2 exons. The record is from RefSeq and is a predicted model, not a curated record. NCBI's taxonomy places the organism in Eukaryota, Fungi, Ascomycota, Sordariomycetes, Hypocreales, Nectriaceae. The coding region runs from base 1 to 2025 and encodes 674 amino acids.